CGGCCACGUUUAGGUGUCGAGAUUCGAGAACAACCCACUGCCUGGAAAAUGGACUGUUUAGGUCACAUGGGCGUCAUAAAAUGACAGCGGCAACUCUGUUCGAAAGCACCGACGGGACUGUGGUUCUGUUGGACCUGCCAAGGUCUAUCGAAGAUGCUCAGCAGCAUCCCGCAGCUGUCACGCUCCCCGAAGCUCCGAGCCUGGUCACAAACUCUUGUCGUGACGGAACUUCAUGGACGAGACGGCUUAUCUCCAGCCCGCCCCCGGAGACUCCAUUUGUAACUCCGGAGCCUAAGAACGGCCCCUCACCACUCCCAGCUGCCGCACAGGUAGCUCAGCUGAUGAUUCAGGCUUCUGUAACUGGAGCAUUGGAGGAGCUCAGGACGAACUACUCAGGACCAUACUUGUUGCCCCGGCAGUUGUCGCCCCAACGUAUGAUAGCAGAUGGUGGUAAAGCUGUGGAUGAUUAUAAAUCCCCUCAUGCUUGUGACCUUGAGAGCUGCUCAACCACCGCAGAGGAUGCCACGAAAGGGAGAUACUACUUCCCUCCCGAGUCUCAUCAUGUCCUCGGAACGAUUCAGGAAACCAAGACACUGCUCUUACAAAGCGCACCAAAUUUUAACGUGAUCGUCUUGGAUCCCCCAUGGCCAAAUCGGUCUGCCAAACGCAAGAAGGGGGGCUAUAAGGUGGCCACCACAACUGAUGAUAUCCGCGCCCUGUUGUCUGAUGUGCCGAUCCCAUCCCUGCUGGCUCGAGAUGGGCUGGUCGCCAUCUGGGUGACUAACAAGCCGGCCUUUUUAGACAUGCUGACCUCGCCCAGGGACGGGAUUCUGAGCGAGUGGGGGUUGGAAUUGGUAGGGGAGUGGUCGUGGCUCAAAAUCACCACCUCUGCAGAACCAAUACUGCCCAUUGAUUCCGCUCAUCGUAAACCGUGGGAGCCAUUGCUGAUUGCGCAGCGGAAGGGUUCCAAGAGGGUUUUCCCACCAUUCUGGCGCAGGCGCGUGAUAGUGUCUGUGCCGGAUACGCACUCUCGCAAGCCCAAUAUUCGCGACUUGGUCAACCCUAUGUUGCCGCCGCGCUCUCGUGGGCUCGAGAUCUUUGCAAGAAAUCUCACGGCCGGUUGGUGGGCUUGGGGAGACGACGUACUGCAUUUCCAAGAGCGCAGCAACUGGGUUAUGGCGGAGAGUAAAAGUCCUGCAACAGGUUGCUAAAGCGAGUAGUUGUGAGGAGUUCGAUCGGGCCACAGCUGGUUCGCAUGUACCAGUAAAUGGUUAAAAUUUGUACACAAGAGAUGUAUCCAAAAGGUUGCACACCAUGCUCCACUACUUUAUGGUAGAAAGAGAGAUAAUCGUACAGUGUCAAGCCGAAGAGCUUAUAAGUAUUUAGUUAUAAAUGUCAUGAGAUGGCCGGAUCCUUCUAUUGGCCCUUUUCCUUCUCAUGCGCCUGCUCCCACCCAAUCUCAACCUCGCGCCAUCUCUCGUCGAGCUUCACCUGAUUGUCCCAAUCGACCCCACCCUUCCGCAGCGCCUGUGCCUGCUGAGCCUGCAGAAUCCUUGAUGAAGUGACUGGCAACCUCAGCGGGCUGACGCCGGGUUUCUUUUGCAUGGCUUCGGUGUAUUCUUCCAUCCUGUCAACCUCGACCUGCCUUGCCUCGAAGGUUUCGAAUUCCCAAGGCGACAGGUCCUGCGGCGCCGAUGGGGGCAUGAACGGCUUGACCAGCUCAACGAUCAUGAACUUUUUCGACUGGGGCCGCAUCUUCUUGACCCCCAUGGGUCUGCCGUUUCUACCGAUGUCCGUCUCCCUAUCUUUGAUCGGAGAUUGCUGAAUGAAGGAUCUGACCGAGCGGACUUCGACAUUGUAACAGUGGUAGAGAUAAUCCCUCAGGUCGAGCUUGUUAAAGGUCAUGGGAACUUGAAAUCUUGCAAAGUUCGGGUCUCUCUGCGAUGGCAAAUAUGUGACAAGUGCAGUCGGCCUACACCACGUGAGAUCAUGUUUGGUCAGUGGCCGAUGAAUAGCGGAUCGAGCAGAGUAAAGACACUGGGAAAAACUUACAGGAAUACCUGCUUGCCGCCUAUUCUAAAGGUAGGCCCGGCCUGGGAGGCCAUCUUGGCCGCUGCCGUCGCCAUUCUGCGGCGAGAUCUGGCGAAUAGUUUGAGCUUCGAUAUUACAGCUGGACGAGGGUUGAAAAUAAUAACUCAGAACACUCAAGGAAGUUUGGAGAAUUGCAAGCGCGAAGGUUUGGCCGGGGCGGCGUGUUCACAAGCGCCGCAACAAGUUUUUUAAAGAUACCUAGGUAGCUUUCUCGUCCCAGCCGUCACAAACGAAUGUUCACUAAAUUCGCAUUUGGCCCACAUAAAAUUCGGAUGCUUUGAGCUUGAGGUACCUUAACGGGGGACGUGCAGCACGAAUUCC
Molecule: messenger RNA, 2412 nt
Organism: Pyricularia oryzae 70-15
Lineage: Eukaryota; Fungi; Ascomycota; Sordariomycetes; Magnaporthales; Pyriculariaceae
Exons: 1
Coding region: 81-1211 (376 amino acids)
Cellular component (GO): nucleus; RNA N6-methyladenosine methyltransferase complex
Molecular function (GO): methyltransferase activity; nucleic acid binding
Source: RefSeq, a predicted model, not a curated record